Sesamum indicum (sesame) is the source of this 1528-nucleotide messenger RNA. RefSeq lists its product as uncharacterized. The record is from RefSeq and is a predicted model, not a curated record. Gene Ontology annotation, molecular function: transcription coregulator activity; protein binding. NCBI's taxonomy places the organism in Eukaryota, Viridiplantae, Streptophyta, Magnoliopsida, Lamiales, Pedaliaceae. Gene Ontology annotation, biological process: regulation of DNA-templated transcription. Gene Ontology annotation, cellular component: histone deacetylase complex.
CUUUAAUGGCAGUUUGUAUGCGUUUUAGUUCAUGUUCUCUUUUCUCUCUCACGCACUCUCUUUCUCUCUCUAGAUUCCGAUACAAACUUUCUUCUGAGCGUGUUGUCUGCCAGAUCCCGGCAAAUUUGAACUCAAUUUGAUUUCCUCAAGCCGAUUGCUUUCUCUCUCUAGAACUCUGAUUGAGAUUUUUGUUGUCCGUACUGCAUUCUCUGAAGAGGUACGCUGUUUCGCUGGAUUUGUUUUGGAACUAGAAGUUCUGGCUGCAGCUAAAAUUUUCCAGUAGUUACCGAAGAGCUAGUCUUUUUCCCGGCAGCUAACCUUGAAGAUUUUGUGAAUGAAGAGAUUCAACUUUGAAAAUAUCCAAAAAGAAGGUUUUCACAUAGCAACAUCUAAGUUUGGAUUUUAUAAAUGUUGAUCAUUGCAUCAGUUCGAGCUCAAUCAGAUCCAUAUAGUAUCUUGGAUUUUUAAUAAUGGAUCUCAUGAUUUCUACUUUGCAUCAAGGUGAAGGGAGGUUCAUAUGAUUUCCGGGAUCAAGUGUAUUAGUGAUCUUUGAGGAAAAACAUUGGUUUUGUUUGAUCGUUGCUUCUAGUUACACCUGCAUAAGAGUGAGAUGCUGGAGACAGAAUAUUGCCACUCGCAGGUUUUAUCGCCUUUCCGUGAGGAAAGCGGGGAUGAAGAGCUGUCCGUUCUUCCAAGACAUACAAAGGUUAUCGUGACAGGGAAUAACAGAACAAAGAGUGUUUUGGUGGGUUUGCAAGGGGUUGUCAAGAAGGCAGUUGGACUUGGCGGUUGGCAUUGGCUGGUUUUAAAAAAUGGGGUUGAGGUCAAGCUCCAAAGGAAUGCUUUGAGUGUGUUAGAACCUCCUACUGGGAACGAAGAAGAUGAUGAUUAUAAUUUUGAUGAUUCCAGCAGUGUAUCUGAUAUUGGUGAAAAGGACCAUCAUCGCAUUUCUGGCUUUCACUUCAGCAAGAUCAGCAAGUCAAGGGUUCGGUAUGGCAGACCAUGGUCAUCAUCUGCAUCCACAAAGUCAAUUAAUCGCAGCAGUUGCAGAGAAGUUCACUCCAAUUGUGAUGCAGCCCAAAUGAGAGUUAAUCUGGCGAAGCUUGGAACUGGAUCAUUGUGGAGAUAUUUGCGAAGCUUCCAAAUCGCACAUAGUAAUCCUAACCCCACAAAGGAACAAUUGGUUAACGCCGUCCAGCAGCAUUUUUCUUCACUGCAAGUGGAUGAGGUACAAGUGAUUGUGGAAUUUAUCCAUGCAGCGAAGAGACUACAAUCAGUCCGUACAGAUUGAGAUGUGAGAUUGAUUGCCAAAGGUCAGAGUUCCUCAAGUACCUGUAAUAUAUAUGUAUCUAGUAGAUAUACUUGUGUACCGCCACUCUAGUUCACCUCUAAUUAACAGCUAAUCUAGUGACCAGGUGUGUGUGAUUCUUACUUAUCCUCUAAUCCUCGAACCACAGCCUUGUAGUAUUAUGCCUCAUCGGCUGAUUAUUAUUUAUUAUGAUCCUUAAAUUCAUAUCCUUCUUGUCCA